GAACAGAGCGAGCAGUAACAGAUGGUUGAGAAUCCCAACUACCAACAGCCAUAAAGUAUGAAUACAAGUCCAUCUGCCUUCCUAACCCCCAAGCUUUCCCACUCCAAGAAACUCCACCGCCAUUUCCUAUUAAACUCCCUCCAAACCCUAAAUUAAUCCCCACAAUCAGCAAGCAGCAAUGCAGCUCCCCGCCACGGCCAAGACCCGGAGGAUCUGCACCUCUCUGCUGAGGCUUCUCGCCGUCGGCUCCACGGCGGCGGCCGCCAUUGUCAUGGCCACCAGCCGUGAGAAGGCCAGCGUUUUCGCUUUCACGUUCGAAGCCAAGUACAGCCACACCCCGGCCUUCAAGUAUUUCUUGAUUGCGAAUGUCAUUGGGUGUGUCUACAGCUUUCUGGUUAUUCUUCUUCCUGCGGAGGGUCCGUCGUGGCGAUUCGUCGUCGCCCUGGAUGCGGUAAUCACCAUGCUACUGACAUCAAGCAUAUCAGCGGCCUUGGCAGUGGCUGAAGUGGGGAAGAAGGGGAACUCGUAUGCAGGGUGGCUACCCAUCUGUGGCCAAGUUGAGAAGUACUGCCACCAUGUGGCGGGAGCUCUGGCUGCUGGUUUUGCUGCUGUGAUACUCUACAUGUUGCUGCUGAUCUAUUCCAUCCAAGCUGCCCUAAAGAUGUCCUAAUCAACAUCACCAAACCCCAAAUUUAGGAUUAAUUCUCAAGUCAAGAGAGCUUUGUGAAAUAUUAUUGAUGGAAGAGAUGGAUCUUGUUGAGGUAAGGCAGUUGAUGCAGAGAUUAGAUUAGGAGCUGAAAGGCCUGCAGAAAAUUAAAUUGCCAGUUGGGUGGGAUAUUAUGAAAGGGCUACUGUGUUUGGGACUGUGAUUAUACGUUGAACUUGAAGAGUUUAUUUGGUGGUUUUUCGUGAA
Molecule: messenger RNA, 913 nt
Organism: Diospyros lotus (date-plum)
Lineage: Eukaryota; Viridiplantae; Streptophyta; Magnoliopsida; Ericales; Ebenaceae
Product: CASP-like protein 1C3
Exons: 3
Coding region: 179-670 (163 amino acids)
Source: RefSeq, a predicted model, not a curated record